AUGGGCUGCGCUGGAUCCACUCCCAAAGUCGAUGAGAACAGCAAGAAGCUGAAAAAGCCUAAGGCUUGGAAGCAUACUCAACCAAUUACACCAGCACAACUCAAACAGAUGCGUGAUGAAUUCUGGGACACGGCUCCACACUAUGGUGGCCAAAAAGAGAUUUGGGAUGCUCUAAGAGUUGCCGCAGAAUCUGAUUUAGCCCUUGCACAAACCAUAGUGGACAGUGCUGGAAUCAUCAUUUCAAAUCCUGACAUGACGCUUUGCUACGACGAGAGAGGUGCCAAGUACGAACUGCCUAAGUAUGUUUUGAGCGAGCCAACAAACUUGAUCCGCGACGGAGACAAUAUGAAGCUUCUUUCAGCAGUGUAUAGUAAUCUUAUUGGACACGCUGUAGACCAGCCACUGAACUCGGUUAUACAGGAGAGUGCUGACUAUGGUGCAUAUACACAUGUAAUCACCAGUCCAUCCUUUGCACUUGGAGAAAAACUACACACGUGCCUGUUUGCGAAAUGUAGUGUCAUUUAUGUGCAAUUCGCAUCGAAGUUGUUGCUGUCUAUGCCAUGUGAGUAUGUGACAGAACUCAGAAGAAAUGAAAUGCCUGUCAAGAACGACAGUUUUAUUUUUUUCUUUGGGGUGAAAGACCCUGGCAAGAACAACAGUAACAGGAAGCUGCCAAAGGGAGUAAAACUGGUAGGAUAA
Molecule: messenger RNA, 699 nt
Organism: Miscanthus lutarioriparius
Lineage: Eukaryota; Viridiplantae; Streptophyta; Magnoliopsida; Poales; Poaceae
Source: the annotation of a GenBank genome assembly